Phytophthora sojae is the source of this 336-nucleotide messenger RNA. RefSeq lists its product as hypothetical. NCBI's taxonomy places the organism in Eukaryota, Oomycota, Peronosporomycetes, Peronosporales, Peronosporaceae. The coding region runs from base 1 to 336 and encodes 111 amino acids. The record is from RefSeq and is a predicted model, not a curated record. The transcript has a single exon.
AUGGCGGUCAUACAAGACGCAAAGGUCCAUACGCCAACAGCAGACACGAAGGUGCACGCUCCCACCACAACCGCUGCUCAAGCAGCAGCUUCGAUGAUUGCAACAGAACGUAUUGUGGCCUACGCUGCUGACAACCUCACGCUCUGCCGUGUAAAACAGUUACCGAAAGUGGGCGAGACAGAAACACAGAAGCUAGAGGAUCUCUCGCUUAUGCUUGACAGCCCAUUUUACGCUUCAACGGAAUUGAGCGAGGACGGAGAAGAAGAGCUUUGCGUGGGACCAGCUCUUCUUGUUCGAGAGCAGCGGGCUCGUGCUGCCCGGCUGUACAAAAUGUAG